CAGGAACAGUCUGAGCCGUUUGGUUGAUGUCAACUUUAAUGUUGCGGGUGAGAUUUGACAUCUGAAAAAAUCUGUGGAAGUGUGUGAGAAGCUCCAGCAAGUGAGCUCAAUCCCAAAGUUUUGUAAGGGCCCCUCCCCCGACGCUUGCCCCGCCACACCCCCCGGAGCUGGCCAGCCAACCAGCAGCCAGCGCGGCGCACUGCCCGCAGCCCCUGCUAUAAAGGGCCCCGGCGCCGACAGGGCCCUCCUGAGCAGUUGGAGCCUUCCUGCCUGGCCUCAGGUGCAGGAGUGUUGACGGGGGGCGAUAUUCCCAGGCUCCUCUUCACUCGGGACUUCUCUGGAUCCCCUUUCCUGGACACUGAGGACACCGCUGAGCCUCAGCGGGGCUCCGUCCCACCAGGUCCUACGCUUGUGGACACAAGCCGGACACCAUCAUGACAACACAACCCCCGACCUUCACGCAGCCGCUGCAGAGCGUCGUGGCACUAGAGGGUGGUGCCGCGACCUUCCAGGCUCAAGUGACUGGGUCACCAGUCCCGGAGGUCAGCUGGUUCCGUGAUGGCCAGGUCUUGUCCGCAGCCGCCAUGCCCGGAGUCCAGAUCUCGUUCAGCGAAGGCCGCGCUGUUCUCAAGAUCGCAGCUGUGACCGCCGCCCACAGCGGGAGGUUCUCGGUCAGAGCGACAAACGGGGCGGGUCAGGCCACCAGCACCGCCGAGCUGCUGGUCACCGCGGAAACCGCGCCCCCUAGCUUCCUGCAGAGACUGCAAAGUUCCACCGUCACACAGGGCAGCCAGGUCCGACUGGACAUCCGGGUCACAGGCAUCCCAACCCCCGUGGUGAAGUUCUAUCGGGAGGGCGCUGAGAUCCAGAGCUCCCCGGACUUUCAGAUCGUCCAGGACGGGGACCUUCACAGUCUGCUGAUUGCAGAAGCAUUUCCUGAAGACUCUGGCACUUAUUCUGCCACCGCCACCAACAGCAGCGGCAGAACCACAUCCACUGCCGAGCUGCUGGUUCAAGGUGAAGAGGUGGUGCCCGCCAAGAAAACCAAGAAAUCCAGCCGUCAAAUCCUCGUGACCCAGGUAAGACGUGCUUUCUCCGGCCUCGAUGGUGGCGGUGAGGAGACUCAUCUGGUCUCUCUCUUCUGGUUCCAGAUGGAAAUGCAGAUGGAAGGUGGGGACCUGGCCCAGCUCCAGUUGGCUCACAAGACACCUCCCAGGGUUCCUGCUAAGCCCACCUCCAAGUCACCCACACAUCCGACACUGGCCGCCAAAAUCUCUGGAGCCCGGCAGCAGUCGCCCUCCCCUGUCAGACACGUGAAGGCACCGACGCCCACGUCCAUCAGGCCCGUCAAAUCACCCGUCACCACGCGGAAGCAGUCGCCCGCUGCGGCGGACGUCCUGCCCCCGUGGAAGCAAGGAGACCUGGUGUCAGAGUCCGUCUACACCAGCGGGACCCGGACCACCCGCACCAGUGUGACCACCACGACAGUGACCCAUGUUGGGCUGCAGCAGAGCUGGGAGCAGCAGCAGCACGCGGCUGUCGGGGAGGUUGUGGAGGCAGCACCCGUGCCUGCAGCUGGAGCCAGCGUGGCCCCACCCACUCUGGUGUCGGGUCUGAGCAACAUGACCGUGACCGAGGGCGAGUCUGUCACUCUGGAGUGCACCGUCCACGGGGAUCCUCCUCCACUGGUCAUGUGGUUCAGGGAGGACUACCAAAUCCAGAACUCCAUCGACUUCCAGCUGACCUACGAGGACGGAGUGGCCCGCAUGGUGAUCCGCGAGGCCUUCGCCGAAGACAGUGGCCGCUUCACCUGCACCGCCACCAGCGAGGCGGGCACCGUCAGCACCUCCUGCUACUUGCUGGUCCAGGUGUCCGAAGACGUCGAAGUCCGUGAUGACAGCGAGAGUCGAGAAGACGUCGUCGUGACUCAUCACGCCCAGACAAUAGAAACAGAGGAAGCGCAGGCUGCUGCCGAGGCCGCCGCUGCCCCUGCCGCCCCUCUCUUCCUCAGGACCCCCAGCGCUCAGAAGCUGGUGGAGGGAGGGUGCGUCGUCUUUGACUGUCAAGUCGCAGGGAGUCCCGCGCCCCGCGUGCUGUGGAAGAAGAACAAUGCAGUGCUUGCUGCUGGAUACAGGUACAAAAUCACCUACAAGAGGGAGAGUGGCGAGUGCCGCCUGGAGAUCUCCAUGACCUUCGCUGACGACGCCGGCGAGUAUUCUGUCUCUGCCCAGAACGAGCUGGGAGAGGUUUCCGCUUCCGCCGUGCUGAUGGACGAAGACGAGUAUGACGCCUACAUGCAGAGACAGGAAGUGACGAUCAAACCUGACGUGACCCCCAUGACCCAUGAAGCUGACGCCACCUCUGUUGCCAUGGCGACCAUGGAGAGGACCACCACCAUGACCACGACCGUCAUCUCUGGACAGGAGUUCCACCUGUCUGCUGCCGAGCAGCGGCUCAUGCAGGAGAUGGAGCUCAGCAUUAUGAGCAUUAGCUACCGGGACCUGGUGACGCAGGACGGCCAGCUGAUGGUGACUGCCACCGACGACGAGGCCGUGCAGGCUACCUUCCUCACGCCCGUCAAGAACUACAGAAUCAUGGAGGGGAUGAGCGCGACCUUCCACUGCAAGGCGGCGGGGACGCCUCUGCCCAAGAUUGUUUGGUUCAAGGACGGUGAGCGGCUGGUGGCGGGGGAUCGCUACCAGAUGGAGGCUCUUCAAGAUGGGCGAGCCAGCCUGCGUCUAGCUGUGGUGGCGCCAGAGGACGAGGGCGUGUACACUGCCUUCGCCGCCAACAUGAAGGGCAAUGCCGUCAGCUCAGGCAAGCUCUACGUGGAGUCGUCCGGACCCAUGGCUCCUCCCCGGUACACGCCGCAGCCGGCCGUUCAGAGGAUCAGAUCCACGUCUCCGCGAUCUCUGAGCCGCUCCCCGGGUCGCUCACCGAGUCGCUCCCCUGCCAGACGACUGGAAGAGACGGAUGAGGCCCAGCUGGAGCGGCUCUACAAACCCGUGUUCGUCAUGAAGCCGGCCUCCUGCAAAUGUUCCGAGGGACAAACUGCCAGAUUUGACCUGAAGGUGGUGGGCAGGCCCAUGCCUGACACGUACUGGUUCCACAAUGGCCAACAAGUGGUCAGUGACUACAUGCACAAGAUCGUCGUGAAAGAAGACGGCACCCAGUCGUUGAUCAUCGUCCCAGCUAUGCCUCAUGACUCCGGGGAGUGGACCGUCGUGGCUCAGAACCGAGCGGGACGCUCCUCCAUCGCUGUCACUCUCACAGUUGAAGCCAAGGAGAUGCUGGUGCGUCCGCAGUUCACCGAGAAGCUGAAGAACAUCAGCGUGAAGGAGGGCUCCCUGGUCCAACUGGCCGUCAAAGCCGUCGGAAACCCACUUCCAGACAUCGUGUGGCUGAAGAACAGCGACAUCGUCACGCCGCACAAGCAUCCAAACGUCAAGAUUGAAGGGGCUCGAGGGGAAGCCAAGUUCCAGAUCCCUGCCGCAGCUGGCUCAGACAGCGCCUGGUACACUGCCACCGCCAUCAACAAGGCCGGCAGAGACACCACGCGCUGCAGGGUCAACGUGGAGGUGGACUACGCUGAACCGGAGCCUGAGAGGAAGCUGGUUAUUCCCAAAGGAACCUACAAGGCCAAAGAGAUCGCCCCACCUGAGGCGGAGCCCCUGCACCUCCGCUACGGCCAGGAGCAGUGGGAGGAGGGAGACCUCUACGACAAAGAGAAGCAGCAGAAGCCGCAGUUCAAGAAGAAGCUGACUUCAGUUCGAAUGAAGCGCUUUGGCCCCGCCCACUUCGAGUGCAGGCUGACUCCUAUCGGAGACCCCACGAUGGCGGUGGAGUGGUUGCACGACGGCAAACCUCUGGCUGCCGCCAACCGUCUGCGCAUGGUCAAUGAGUUUGGCUACUGCAGCCUGGACUACGAGGCGGCCUACGCGCGAGACAGCGGCGUCAUCACGUGCCGGGCCAGCAACAAGUACGGAGUGGACCAAACCUCGGCAACUCUGAUUGUCAAGGAAGAGAAGGGACUUGUGGAGGAGACGCAGCUCCCUGACGGGCGGAAAGGCGCUCAAAGGAUGGAUGAGAUGGAGCGGCUGGCGCACGAGGGCGGGCCGGCCGGAGUCACUGCGGACGAAGAGGCGGAGAAGAUGAAACCAGACAUCGUUUUGCUGCCAGAGUCCGUCCGAGUCCUGGAGGGUGAGACGGCGCGCUUCCGCUGCAGGGUCACGGGCUACCCUGCCCCCAAAGUCAACUGGUACCUGAAUGGACAGCUCAUCAGGAAAAGCAAGAGAUACAGACUGCGCUACGACGGAAUCUACUACCUGGAGAUCCUGGAUAUCAAGACGUACGACGUGGGCGAGGUCAAGGUGGUGGCAGACAGCAACCUGGGCUCCGCGCAGCACACGGUCAAGCUGGAGAUCCAGCAGAAGGAAGACUUCAGGACUCAUCUACGCAGAGCUCCCGAGGCCAAGGCGCCGGAACCCCCGGCCGAGUCUGGGAAGACCCAUUUUGAAGUGGUGAAGGUGGAGAAGCCGGGCGAGGAGACGCAGCUCAAGGAAAUAGUGAAGCUGAAGAAAGCACAGAGGAUAGUCCAUGAGAAGGCCACAGAGGAGUCCGACGAACUGAGGAGCAAAUUCAAGCGCAGAACAGAGGAGGGCUACUACGAGUCCAUCACUGCAGUGGAGCUCAAGUCCCGUAAGAAGGACGAAUCUUACGAGGACCUUCUGAGGAAGACUAAAGAGGACCUUCUUCACCAUGCCAAGGAGAAGGAGGAAGCUGAGAAGAAGAAGGAGGAGGAGCGGCGUAAACUAAGCGCCAAGGCCCUGAAGCCGGAGCGGGUCAAGCUCUCUGCCAGCAUGGAGGCGCCCAAGAUCCUGGAGCGCAUCACCAGUCAGACUGUGGCCCAGGGAGAUGAAGUCAAAUUCCGAGUGCGAGUCAUCGGCAGACCCGAGCCAGAGUGCCAGUGGUUCAAGAAUGGGGUUCAGUUGGAGAAGAGCGAGCGGCUCUUCUGGUACUGGCCCGAGGACCGGGUGUGUGAGCUGGUGAUCCGGGAUGUUCGAGCGGAGGACUCGGCCAGUGUCAUGGUGAAAGCCAUCAACUCCGCCGGAGAGACCUCCAGCCACGCCUUCCUGCUGGUGCAAGCCAAACAGGUGAUCACCUUCACGCAGAAGCUGGAAGACACCGCAGCCAAGGAGAAGGACACCAUGGCCACGUUCGAGUGCGAGACCAACGAGCCCUUUGUCAAAGUGAAAUGGUUGAAGAACAACAUGGAGAUCUUUUCUGGCGACAAGUACCGCAUGCACUCCGACCGCAAGGUUCACUUCCUGUCCGUGCUGAUCAUCGAAAUGAAGGACGAUGCCGAAUACACCUGCGCCGUCAUCGACGACGAACACAUCAGAACCACAGCGCGGCUCAACGUGGAAGGGGAGCCGCUGGAGAUCCUGAAGCAGCUGGAGAGCACAGAGGUUCCUGAGACCUACUCCGGAGAGUUCGAGUGUGUGGUUUCCCGUGAGGACGCUGAGGGCACCUGGUACUUUGGAGAAAAGCUUCUCUCUGCCAGCAGCAAGUACGUCAUCUCGUCCCGCCGCGGACGCCACACCCUGUCUGUCAAGGACGUGAAGAAGGAGGACCAGGGAAGCUACACCUUCAGAGUGGCGGAGUUCCACUCCACCGCCUUGCUCAAGAUGAAACUCCGACCCGUCACGCUGAUGCAGCCGCUGGCCGACCUGACGGUCUGCGAGGGCGACAUCGCUCAGCUGGAGGUCAGGUUCUCACAGGAGAACGUUGAGGGAACCUGGAUGAGAAACGGGCAACCCGUGGCAGCCUCCGGCCGCGUGCACGUCGUCAUUGACAAACAAGUUCACAAGCUGCUGAUCGAAGACACCGUGAAGGACGACCAAGGCCCCUAUUCCUUCGUGGUCCCAGCCCAGGAGAUCUCAACCUCGGCUAAGCUGACCGUUCAGACCAUCGGAGUGCUGAGUCCUCUCAAGGACACCAGUGCGGUUGAGGGCACCAAGGCUGUUCUGGAGGCCAAGAUCUCCGCGCAAGACAUCAGCUCAGUCAAGUGGUUCCACGACGAGCAGCUGCUGGUCCCCACUGACCGAGUGCAGACUGUGGCCAAAGGCGCCAAGCAGCGCCUUGUGUUUACCAGGACCUACGCUUCAGACCAAGGACGCUACAAGCUGCUGGUGGGACGAGCUGAGACCGCCUGCCAGCUCUCUGUCCAGACUGUCCAGAUCCUGACUCCGAUGAGAGACACGGAGUGCGCUGAAUCGGAGAACGUUAAGUUUGAGGUGGAAGUCUCACACAAAAACAUUGAUGCAUUUUGGACCUUUAAACGACAGCCGCUGAAGAGCGGAGCCAAGUACAAGAUGGAGUCGCGGGACAAGCGCCACACGCUGACAGUGAUGAACGCCAUGAAGGACGAGGAGGGCGAGUACAUGUUUGCUGCUGGGGAGAAGAUGUGCACGGCCAUGCUCACCGUCUCAGGUGGCGCCAUAAAGAAGCCCUUGCGCGACUUGGUGGUCGCGGACUCACAGACGGCCACGCUGGAGUGUGAGGUGGCUAAUCCGUCUGCGGAGGGCAGGUGGCUGGUCGACGGUCAGCCCGUCGAUUUCAGCGACAACGUACUGAGCGAGAAGGAGGGCGCCAUCCGACGCCUUGUUAUCGUCAUCACCAAGGCAACUCACAUGGGCGAGUACACUUAUCAAGUGGCCACCUCCAAGACGUCGGCCAUGCUGAAGGUGGAGGCCGUCAAGGUCAAGAAGACCCUGAAGAACUUGAAUGUGGUCCAGACACAGGAUGCCGUCUUCAGCCUGGAGCUGACCCACGAGAACGUUCUCGGGGCGCAGUGGAUCAAGAAUGGCGUGGAGAUUCAACCCAGUGACAAAUAUGAGAUCCUGGUCCAGGGCACAAUCCACACUCUGAAGAUCUGCAAGUGCACCACCCACGACGAGUCCGUCUACUCCUUCAAGCUGGGAAAGCUCUCCGCCAGUGGCCGCCUCAACGUGGAGUCGAUCAAGAUCUUGAAGAAGCCGAAAGAUGUGACGUCGCUGCUCGGGGCCACGGCCUCCUUCGAGGUGGUGCUCUCCGAAGACAACAUCCCAGUCCGCUGGAUGUUCAACGACGCCGAGGUCAAGUCGAAUGGGGACUUCCGCAUGACCUCUGAGAAAAAGAAUCACAAAUUAGUGGUCCAGAAUGUCACGGCCCAGUUGGAGGGCGAGUACACGGUGGUGGUUGGUCACCUCCGCUGCAGCGCCCGUCUCACCGUGGAGGCGUUGCGGGUCACCAAGCCAUUAGACCACGUGGAGGUUCCUGAGACCCAGGUGGCAUCACUGGAGGUGGAGGUGUCGCAUUUCAACGUCCCACCAUCGUGGCAGAAAGACGGCGUGGAGCUGGAGAUGAGCGAGAAGUUUCGUAUCGUGGUCCAAGGGAAAGUCCACCAGCUGAAGGUCAUGAACGUGGACCAGCGGGACGCAGCGGAGUACAGCUUCACCUGCGGCAGUGACCGCUCUGCGGCGCGGCUCAACGUUAGCCCCGUCCUCCUGACAAUGCCGCUCCAGGACCUGAACGCUCAGGAUAAGGACUCGGUCACCUUUGAAGCAGCUGUCAACUUUGAGGGCGUGGCCUACAAGUGGCUGAAAAAUGGCGUAGAAAUCCGUGCCAGCGAUCGCUGUCAGCCCAGAUGCCGCCAGCUGGCGCACACGCUCAACAUCCGCAACGUUCACUUCGGAGACAGUGCGGAGUACACCUUCGUCGCUGGCUCGGCCCGGUCCAGCGCCAGGCUCUUUGUGGAAGCUCGGGUGGUGGAGUUCACCAAAGAGCUGAGGGACCUGAAGAUCACGGAGAAGAAGCGUGCCACCUUUGAGUGUGAGGUUUCGGAGCCCAACAUCCAAGUGAUGUGGAUGAAGGAUGGACAGGAGCUGGAGGUGUCUGACAGGUACAAGAUGACCUCAGAGAGCUUCGCUCACCGGCUUGUCCUGCCGUCGGUGCGGUUGUCAGACGCCGGCGAGUACACAGCCGUGGCUGGGUCCAGCAUGUCUAAGGCUCACCUGAGUGUGGAAGGGCGGGACAUCAGGAUAUCCGAACCGGCCAGCCGGGAGGUGGUGGUGGUGGAGAAGCAGAGAGCCACCUUUGAAUUUGAGGUGAGCGAGGACGACGUGGAAGGUCGCUGGCUGAAGAAUGGCGCCGAGAUCCACUUCCCUACAGAGGAGCGCUUUUCCUACAUCACAAUCCGGAGGCUCCACAGACUCACCAUCUCAGAGACUUUCAGGAGUGAUGCGGGGGAAAUGACCUUCAUGGCGGGGAAGAACCAGAGCACAAUGGCUCUGGUAGUCAGGCUUCCAGUGCCGCCUCAAAUUCUUCGGCCGCUGCAGUCAGCGACGGUGAUGUCGGGCCGAUCGGCUCGUUUCUCAACCCAGGUGACCGGCCUCCCGGUCCCUCAUGUGUCAUGGUUCAAGGACUCACAGGUGCUCGUGUCAACUGACACCUGCAAGUUCCUUCAUGAUGGGGAAGAGCACUCCUUGCUGCUGCUGGAGGUCUUCCCUGAAGAUGCGGCCGUCUACUCCUGCGAGGCCAAGAGCAGCUACGGCGAGGUGGCCAGCUCUGCUGCUCUCACUGUAGAAGUACCGGAGGUCACAGAGACCAGAGUUGAUGCCCCGUUCCUCGUCUCCCCAAUGAGAGACCUGCUGGUGUCGGAGGGCAAGCCAGCGUGCUUCCAGUGCUCCGUCUCCGGAGAAGACCUGCAGGUGUCCUGGUUCUGCAACAACAAAGAUCUCCGACAGUCUGACAACUUUAGGAUGUCACAGUCUGCUGGCACCGUCCAGCUGGAGAUACCGAAGGUUUUGGCUGACUAUGAGGGAGAGUACUCGUGCGUGGCGUCCAACGCCUCUGGGAUGGUCACCUGUACCGCCUCCCUGAACAUUGACGAUCUCCAAAUCUUAGCUAGCACCCCCACACAGCCCUCUUGUCAGCAGCUGCAGGCUGAGGCGCAGAGCUCAGUGCUGGAGGUCCAGCCACGCACGAGUCCCCUGUUAAUGAUGGGAAUGAGCGACAUCCUCGUGAAGAGUGGGGAGAGUGCCGAGUUUAGCUGCUGGUUUGACGGACAUCCCUUCACUGCAGUCGCCUGGCAUCACAACGGCGCAAGCGUGACGGGCAGCGAGCGCGUGAGGAGCGCUCAGAGCCACGGCCUCUUGUCUUUGCUCAUCCAGGACGUGGGCUUGGCUGACCAGGGGCUGUACAGCUGCUCUGCCGCCAACGAGCACGGACAGAACUGCACGUCCGCUCGGCUGACUGUCCAAGCCAAGGCAGCGAACCUCGCCGCAGAGACCUCCGUUUCUAACGAUUCAGUGCGUAAAGUGUCCCACGCAGACACAAAAGAGCCGCGAGGCUCUGAGCACGGCGCCACCGCAGAGGAGCCGCCGGUGCAGGCGCCUCAGAGCUUGAUCAGCCUCUUGUGUUUCCCUGACCUGCCAUCCGGCUGUGGAGGUGGAGCCCGUCCAGACUUCCUGCUCAAACUGCACUCUGACUUGCUGGUGCAGCCAGGCCGCGGCUCUCUGCGCUGGGCCUUCAUGGGGGCGCCCAGUCCAUAUGUCAUUUGGCUAUACAAGAGCCCCGGUGCCAGCCAAGCCGCGACGUUCUCGCUCAAACACGACGGCCCCCUCUGCCGGUAUAACACAUCGGGAGGAGGAAAAAUGGGUUCUGUCAAAAGUGUCAUGGCGGCCACGGAGGCGCGGACCAAAGUGACCACGACGGGGCUGGAAGCUCGCGCGCAGGAGGAGAUCAAAGUGGCUCCUGUGUUCCGACAUAAGAUUUCUCAACUGGAGAUAAACGUGGGCGGCACCGCCAAGUUUGAGUGUGAGACCGAGGACGCCCCGAACGUCAUGUUCAAGUGGUUCAAAGAUGGGAAUCCAGUCAAAGAGGGCGACAAGUUCCGCAUCAUCAGCCGCCUCACCACCUCUUCUCUAGAGGUCCUCAGUCCCACCAAAGCAGACAGCGGAGACUACAGCUGUCGGGCGUCCAACAGGCACGGCAGCGACGAAUGCUCCGCCCACCUGGGCGUGACAGCAGACCCUCCAGAGGUUGUCCACAAAGUCAAGGACUUGUCAUUCUCAGUGGACUCUUUGUUGACUGGCUCACUUCCAGUCAGCUGGAUUCACGCUGCCCGUGAGGCCAGAGGAGACCAGAGUACUUGUGUGUCCACUGACAAGUGUGCAGUGUUGAAUGUAAGAAACAUUCAGUUGUCAGAGAGAAGGAAGUAUGUGUGCCAGACCCGGGCAGCCCCCCGCGGUGGCCUCCAAGAACCUCCUCGAUUCCUCUUGAAACUGCCUGCUGCGACCUUCGUCAAACAAGGUGACGGCUUCCUCUUUGAGUGCCGCAGCUCUGACGCAGCGUCGCUGCGGGUUUCCUGGUAUAAAAAUGAGCAGAAGCUGUCGGAGGGAGGCAACUAUACGAUGAGGGCAGCCGAUGCCACGGUUGCCCUGCAGCUGAGCACCAGCAGCUUCCAGGAUGCUGGCGUUUACACCUGCGAGGUGCAGAACUCUGCAGGCAGUGUGAGCUGCAGCAGCACACUCACCGUUCAAGAACCCCCUUCCUUCCUCCAGCUUCCUAAACCAGUGGAAGGUGUCAAAGGCAAAGACACCAGUUUACGCUGUGAAGUCGGCGGAAGCGGGCCGGUCCAGGUGAGCUGGUACAAGAACAGGAAGCUGCUGAAGGAAGGCAGGAAGUACAAGAUGGUGAGUGACGGCGCCUCAGCGACGCUUCACAUCACCAAGCUGGUUGACGACGACGCCGGCGAGUACGAGUGCCAAGUGCUGAACGAUGUGGGCAGUGAUUCCUGCCGCACCACCGUCAGCCUUAAAGAACGACCCACAUUUACCCACAAGCUGCUUGACCAGUCGGUGACACUCGGUCAGACGCUGACACUGGCGGCUGGGAUCCGCGGUUCGGAGCCCGUUGCCGUGUCCUGGAUCCAGGACGUGGAUCACGUGCUUCGAGAUGGCGACAACCGUAACAUAACGUGCGAGAACAACCAGGUGGUCUUAGUGGUCCCGACAGCUGACGCCAGUACCGGCGGGAAAUACACCUGCCGGCUGAGGAACGACUGCGGCGUGGCCGAGUGCUGCGCGCAAGUCACCGUCUUAGAACCUGCCACCAUCGUGGACAGCCCAGACUCUUUGAACGUCAAGUCCGGUGAGAACGCCACUCUUGAGGUGGCGGUGUCAGGAUCACCGCAGCUGAAGAGCAAGUGGUUUAAGGACAACAAGGAGCUCACCGCCGGGGCCAAGUACCAGAUGUCCAUGGGCAAGAAGAUAGCGGCCCUGAAGAUCCGCUCUGCCGACAAGGCGGACGGCGGGGAGUACAGGCUGCAGCUGGCCAACGACGUUGGAACGGCCAGCUGCCUGGUUGUGUUUUCUGUCUCAGACAAGCUGAUUCCGCCCAGCUUCAUCAGGAAGCUCAGAGACAGCCACCUCGUAGUCGGCCGACCGGCUGAGCUGGAGUGCAAGGUGACAGGUUCCGCGCCGCUGAACACUUCCUGGUUCCACAACGGCCAGGAGAUCCACAGUGGAUCCACCUACAACAUAAGCUGUGAGGAGAACAGCUGCAGGCUCAAUGUUCCCACCGUCAGCAUGCAGCACUCCGGCAAGUUCACCUGCAAAGCUGUCAACGCUGCCGGCGCCAGCGAGACCAGCGCCACUGUCAGCGUGACAGAACCGCCAUCUUUUGCCGAGUUGCCGGAGUCCAAGGAAACCUCUCUGGGCAGCAGCGUUUCUUUCAGUGCCCGGGUGAAGGGAAGUUCCCCCCUGCGGGUGAAGUGGUUCCGGGGAACCAAGGAGCUGCUGCACAGCCGCUUCUGUGAGAUCUCACUGAGCGAGAACGUGGCAACUCUUGUGCUGCAGCGAGUGGAGCAAGGCCACGCGGGUGAAUACACCUGCCAGGUCAUCAACGACGCCGGGAAGGAGAGCUGCGCCGUCUCUCUGUCCAUCAAAGAGCCGGUCCACUUUGUGAAAAAGCUGCGCAACAUUUCCCUGGAGAAGGGAAAACCUCUCCGACUGGAGGUGACCUUCGCAGGCACGCCAAACGUCAACGUGACGUGGAGGAAGGACGGCAAGUUCAUUUGGGCCUCCUAUCAGUACAACGUCAUCACCACCGACACCUCCUGCAUCCUGGAGGUCCUCGACUCCGACCGGCUGGAAGCAGCUGGCCGAUACUCUUGUGAGGUGGACAAUGGCGCUGGGAGCGAUCGCUGCGAGUCGCACGUGUCAAUAUUAGAACCCCCGCACUUUGUAGAAACCAUGCAGGCGGCGGAGGUGACGGCAGGCGAGCCGGUGACGCUGAGGUGCCGAGUGGCAGGCACGCCGGACAUCUCCGUGUGCUGGUUCAAGGCUGACGGGAUCCUGCGCAAGUCCGACUCCUGCUCGAUGGAGUUCGAAAAUGGAGUGGCCUCUUUGACCUUGACAGAAACCAGCAGUGCAGAUCACAGCGAGUUCAUCUGCAAGGCGGAGAACCGGGUGGGCUCCGCCCUCACCAGCUGUCAGCUGACAGUCAAAGAGCGCAAAGUUCCUCCGACCUUCACCAAGAAGCUGCCGGAGACCAUGUCGGAGUCCACAGGCAAGGCGGUGAUGCUGGAGGCCCGGCUGUCCGGCUCACAGCCCCUCGCCGUCUGCUGGUUCAAGGACCAGGACCAGAUCCACACGUCAGACAAGUACGACGUGAGCCUGAAGAACAACCUGGCAGCGCUGUGUGUCCGGGACAGCGAUCCCGCAGACGGCGGCGUCUACAUGUGCCAGGCCACCAACGACGCCGGGAGCGCCUCCUGUCAGGUGUCCCUCUUGAUCUCAGAAUCUGACCAGCCUCCGAAAUUUGACGUCCCGCUGGGGCCGGUGACGGUGCCUGAGGGAGACAAACUUGUUCUUCGGUGUCGAGUGGUGGGGACGUCUCCACUCAUGGUCCAGUGGAUGAAAGACCGAAGGGAGCUCAAGUCCAACGGCGGUCUCCGGAUCACCUUGGCAGGGGGCGAGGCCUGUCUGGAGGUCGCCCAGGCCGGCCGCUCUGAUGCUGGAGACUACUUGUGUAAAGCCAGUAACGCGGCCGGCAGCGACUUCUGCAAGUCAAGAGUGACUGUCAGAGUUCCAGAUAAAGGAGCUCAACCUGCGGCUGCAGAGGCCGCCGCCCUUGUGGCCGCGCCUGUGAAGAGACUGGACAAUCUGUUCUUCAUCGAGGAGCCAAGGAAUGUUACAGUCACUGAGAAGGGAACUGCCACCUUCAUCGCCAAGAUCGGCGGGGAGCCCAUCCCCAGUGUCAAGUGGAUGAAAGGGAAGUGGCGACAGAUCACUCCGGGAGGACGCAUCUCCAUGGAACACAAAGGACAGGAUGCAAGGCUGGAGAUCCGCGAGGCCACCAAGUCUGACGCCGGCCUUUACAGAUGCGUCGCGUCCAACAAGCACGGAGAGAUCGAGUGUGGUGCUGAGAUGGAAGUGACCAAGAGAGAAGAGACGGAAGGUCUCGGAGACCUGAGGACUCGCCUGAAGAAGGCUCCCUCGAAGCAGAAGAGUCCCAAGAGAGAGGGUGAAGUGGACAUUGUGGAGCUGCUGCGGGGCCAUGACCCCAAAGACUUCGAGAGGAUCCUGAAUGAGCACAACAUCCAUGACUACAGGGCUAUUCUCCAAGCCGUGGAGUUCCUGAAGAGAGAGAAGGAGACCGAGAGCGGGAGAGCGGAGGUGGCUCGUGGAGGUCAGGUGGAAGAAGAGGCUAUGGCCCGACUCAUCCAGCAGCUGGAGGGACGUGUCGGCACCGAGCCUGUCUUAGUGUUGGAGGACAUCAGUGACCAGACCACAUCUGAGAGCCAGAGCGCCACCUUCCAGUGCACGGUCCAGAUCAACUACCCAGAGAUCGCACUCAGCUGGUACCACGGCACUCAGAAGCUGGAGCCCAGUGACAAGUACCUCAUCAGCAUGGAUGGGGACCAACACACCUUGACGGUCCAGAACUGCAGUGCCAAGGACCAAGGAAACUACCGCGUGGUUUGUGGACCCCACAUCUCCAAUGCCACGCUCACCGUCUCAGACCUUGUGUCGCCUGUUUCUGGCGCCGCCAAAGACUAUCGCUGUGGCGCUGAGCUCCAGUUCACAGACGUUGCGUUAGGAUAUGUUCCCGAGGGCUCGACAGACUCGGCAAUUCCAGGUCCAGAGCCCGAGGCCAUGUUUGUUCAUGUCCUAAGUGCUGCCACCGAUGCGGAGCCCAGGAAGGUUCUUCCAGAACCAAAGUCCAGAGGUGUGGAGACGGUGAUGGUCUCCCAGCCUGAAGGUAAGGUGGCCUCUCGUGUUUCUGCUGUCCGUGUCCACGUCCAGCUCGCUAGAGCGGCCUGUCACGUCCUGUUGGUCCUUCGAAGGACCGGCUUCACUCCCAGAACCCGUGAGGGGUUGCCUUGCCCCGAUCACAACCACGGAGCAGCAUUCUCCAACCCAAGACUGUGGUGCACGCAGCUCGUUAAGAGUGACCUCUUUGAUCCUCUCUGAAGUGGCGACACUUUCCAGCGCACAGAGCACGGAUCUCUGCUUGGCGCCACCAGAUCCAGUUCCUCUAGACGACAGGACAUCUGGACGUGAAACGCUGCUGGACCAAGAGACCAGAGCACUUGGAUGGGAAGCGUCAGAGACACCGAUUAUGGUCUCCAAACCACAGGCUUACCGAGAGGGGCCAGUGGAACCAGGACUGCUCA
Molecule: messenger RNA, 14722 nt
Organism: Synchiropus splendidus (mandarinfish)
Lineage: Eukaryota; Metazoa; Chordata; Actinopteri; Syngnathiformes; Callionymidae
Product: titin-like
Exons: 59
Coding region: 435-14519 (4694 amino acids)
Source: RefSeq, a predicted model, not a curated record